This is a messenger RNA of Lethenteron reissneri (Far Eastern brook lamprey), 3908 nucleotides long. Its product is annotated as guanylate-binding protein 1-like. NCBI's taxonomy places the organism in Eukaryota, Metazoa, Chordata, Hyperoartia, Petromyzontiformes, Petromyzontidae. The record is from RefSeq and is a predicted model, not a curated record. Gene Ontology annotation, molecular function: GTP binding; GTPase activity.
CGCGGCAAGAGACAGACACGCACAGUCACAGAGACAGACUUAGAGAUAGAGAAAAACACGUAGACACGAACUCAGGACACAUACAAAAACACAUACACAGAGACUGACACUUUUAGAGAUACCGAGACAGAGAAAUAUAGACACCGACCAACUUAACAAAGCACAGAAAUACUUAGAGAUAGACACUCAUAGACACAGAGGCACAGCAGACUGAAAGAUACAUACAUACACAGAAACACUCACUUAGACACACGCAUAAACAGAAACACAAAAAAACAUACACGUACAUAUACACAGAAAUGUAGUGACAAACAUACAUACACACAGAAACAUAGAAACAAACCCCCCAGAGAACACUACUUAGACAUACAGAGAUACACAUAGAGACGUACAGGAGUGCACACUUAUAGGAACAAAUAAACACACUUAGAUACACACACAAACGCACAGAGACGUAUCACCAUGUCAUCUCUAUAUCCACCAAGGCCUAUGCCGUUCAUCAUGACCGACGAGAACUCAAAGUUCUACGUCAACAAGGAAACCGCUGAUCUUCUGGGUAAAAUAGACAAACCGGUGGUGGUGGUGGCAAUAGUUGGAAAAUACAGAACUGGAAAAUCCUUCCUCAUGAAUCGACUGGCCAGCACAACGACAGGAGUUGUAACACCAAAAGAAGACAAAACGACCAAGGUGGUGACUAAGAGGCAAGAGAACUCACUUUCGCAGAAAACCACAACACCAGUUUCACCAAAGGUUCCUUCCAAAACGGAACGUCCCAAGAGCAUGGGAGACUCAUCCAUGCCAGUGCCCGUGCCCAGAGUUCGACCUAGCAUUGCCCCCAAACCACAACGUUCCCAAAGCAUAUCCUGUCCAGGGUACAAGCGCAACCCAGGUGUGCCCUUGUCCAGAGGUGGCUUCGCUGUAGGGCACGCAGUGCAAUCGAAGACCAAGGGCAUCUGGGCCUGGCCAAUUCCUCACCCGACGAACAAGGAUAAUUGUCUUCUACUGUUGGACACGGAGGGGCUGGGAGACCCGGAGAAGGCCAAUGAGGAGCACGACAUCUGGCUGUUCAUCAUGGCCGUGCUGCUGUGCAAUGUGCUUGUCUACAACACCGAGAAGACUCUGGAUAACACGAGCCUGGAGCAGCUGCGCUACGUGAAGAACAUGUCAGAGCACGUGCGAUCCCAGAUUUCUCCUGAAGACGAAAAACCAAGUGUCAUGGAAAGCCACUUGCCGUCCCUGGUUGUGUGUGUGCGGGACUGCGCGCUGAAGCUGGAAUGGGACGGGAAGUCAUGGACUCCCGACGAGUACAUGGAGAAGUGCUUCCAGGUCCGCAGGAGCAAUUCCCCGAAAAAUGAAGAAUUCAACAGGGAACGCGACCUCAUGUGCGCAUAUUUUAAAAAGCGGAAGUGCUUCAUAUUCCCCAUGCCCGCACACCCGGACGACAUGGACCAGCUGGAGAAUAAACUCAGCAAGACGUUUCUGAAAGUGGCGGAGGAGUUCACCUCUCACAUCUACCAGAUCAUAAAGUACAAGAACAUCGAUGGGGUCAUCCUCACUGGCCAACUCUUCCUGCAGGUUGCAGAGCUUUAUGUGCAGGCUCAUCGUUCGGGCGACAUGGCCUGCAUCGAGGGUGCACGGAAACAGGUGGUGCUGCUUGCCAACAUGCAGGCAAUGGAGGACGCCAAGGGGGUAUACCAGAGAGAGAUGGAGACGUUGGCGAACAAGCUUCCUGUGGAGUACAAACAACUGCAACGACAUCAAGAGGAGUGCACAAAGAAAGCGAUGGCUCUCUUCUACCGUUGCUCUGUGCUCGACUGCAUUCACGAGUUUGAGACGGAGCUCUUGCGUUUCACGCUGGAAACAUUUGAGAAAAUGGAGAAAAAGAACACGGAGCAAUCAUACAAGUUGUCCGAACGGCGACUUCGUAAACUAUUUCAACACGUGAAUGAGAUGGACAAGGAAUUCAUGCAGCCUGGGGGCUAUCAGAGAUACAAGGCAGCAAUGCGGAAACUGGACGAAGAGUAUCAUGCUACACAGGGACUCGGAGAAGAGAAAGACAACGCCUACAAAGAUUUCAUGGAAAAAAAUAAGGAUCGUGGACAAAGUAUCCUGAUGGUGGACAAGACCCUGACCCAAGUUCAACAAGAAGAACUGAAGAGCAGAACAUUGGAAAGGCAACGAAAGCAAGAUUCGGAGGUUCUGAAGAACGUUUACAAAGACAGGAAAUCAGACAAAUCACACUUGAAGAAUCAGCAAAAGGUCAUGACGGAGUUGUUUGACGAGAAGCUGAAGGCGAUCGAGAAUCACACAGACGAGAACAUAGCCAACAUAAAGUGUAACUUCGUGAAGAAAAUGAUGGAGUUUUUUCAGCAAAAGUGAAAGUGUGUGAUCUGUUAAUACCAUAUUAUUAAAAUUUAAAGACAUUGUGAAUUUAGGGUAUACUUUGUCAAGUGUCUUAUAACGUGGAGGAUAUAGCAGAGCUUAAUCAAAUGUGAAUACGGGUACGGGCUUGCUUUGGAAUUUUAAAUUCAUGGUUGCAAAAUCCUCAAACCGUUACACUGCAUUGUAAGCGUGUAAUGAAGAAAAUGGGAGCAGACUCACUCAUCCUACAAGAGAGCUUUUAGGAUGAGGGGGUCUUGGAGAAACAUCUUCCAGAUGAUGAUUAUGAAUGUGCUGCUUUGAAAUGUGGACAGAUUCCGUCUGGAACAUGUUUUAUGUCUUAAUGGCCAGUGAUGGUGUUUUCUGUCCUUUGGCUGCUAAUGCAUUGCUAUGGAGGACCAUCUCCUGGAAUAUGUUUCUGAACAACUAAUUAAACAUAUUCUUUGGUUCUUUCGGUAAAGUCACGUCGGUAGAAAAAUAAAAUAAUAUAUCAUUAAAACAUAUCUUCCUGAAGAUACUGUAUUGUUUGUAUUAAUUAAGACCCCCCAAUUUGUGUCUUAUAAAGCAGAGCACAUAAUUAGAGGAUUCCCUGAUAGCAUUUUUAUGAUGCAAUAUUAAGGUUUUUGGGGGGGUUAGAUCGCGUAAAUAUAAAUGUGUCCUUAAAGCCGCCAGCACCACCCAACAAAGCCAAGUAGUAAGGUUUGUAAAGUAAACAAAACGUAGUUAAUCUGUCACUAGUUCAGCACUAACCGGUGUGUGUGUGUUGGAGGGUAAACCCACUACAACAUUUACAAUUCGAGUACCUGGUGACAUAUCGCUAGUAAUUACAACAACAACCAGCAGCAUCAUCAGGUAACAGCCCAGAGUUGUGGAGAAAUCCUCCUGCUGUUUUGAUCUUAAAUAGACGGGGGUAAAUGUAAUGUCGUCACUGUGUGCCUAUCAGGUGCAAAGAUCCGGGGGGUUUAAUGUGUUUAUAGAUACAGACAGUUCCCGGGUUGUGGAAGACCCGACUUAUGGAAGUCCGCGCUGGCAGAAAUGCUCCCAUAAAUCAUGUUGGGGAAAAAUCAAUGCGCUGCAAUGUUUGCGUUAGUUACGUAAGUGCAAGUAGUGCAGCGCGGUGAGGUUGCGGAUGAAUACCGCGGAGCGAGGCGUAGAGGCAGGGCUCCAGCUCCCUCUGCAGCUCUCUCUGCAGCCCUGCCUUUAAAACAACGUAUGUCUGAUGUUGACCCCGAUGAUUGUAAUGCCCGUCUCCUCUCCUUCCUCCUCUAGCAAUUAAGUCAUUCGUCAUUAACAACUAUUUCCAGCUAUGGGAUUUUAUCUUGACUUUGGGGGAAAAUUGGUCAGUUUCCGAUGUACGGAAAGUUCGGGUGACGGAUCGUUCUCGGGAACCUGACCCUUCCAUAACCCGGGGACUGUCUGUAUAUAGAUACGUCAGUUUCCAAUAUCUUUGUUAUUAUAAUUUACAAAUUUGUUAUAUCGUUUUUGUUCUUUGCUCUGCUUUCAGUAAGAAUAAAGGUGACUUAAAAAUG